This is a messenger RNA of Gryllus bimaculatus (two-spotted cricket), 231 nucleotides long. The record is from the annotation of a GenBank genome assembly. NCBI's taxonomy places the organism in Eukaryota, Metazoa, Arthropoda, Insecta, Orthoptera, Gryllidae.
AUGUUUCCUUCCCCUCCACAUUCUCAUGGCCGCUCUUCUGCCAGGCGGCGCUGGUGCUGGGCGGGGCCAGCGGCAUCGGCCUCGGCACAGCGGCGGAGCUGUUGCGCGCGGGGGCCAAUACCUUCACGUCAGCUUGAAGGUUUCCCCAUCCGGGUAUCUACUACUAGCGGGGCAGCGCCUCAGUUGGGAGAAGCUCUAAGCUCCCGCCUGGUCUCUCGACGUGAGUGGUAG